Messenger RNA from Racocetra fulgida, 1052 nucleotides. The record is from the annotation of a GenBank genome assembly. Lineage: Eukaryota; Fungi; Glomeromycota; Glomeromycetes; Diversisporales; Gigasporaceae.
AUAUUCAUAACAAUACGGAUCAAAAAGAGUUAAUCACGGAAUGUUAUAGUAGUGAGGAAGAAAGUUCUACAGACACAUUUUGUCGCAAAUUGCAGCAACUGGAUGUUGAUACGUCACAAUCAAAUUCCGAUGAUCAAUGUUCGAAACUCCUUCAAAAUCGUUCACCAUUUGCUUGCAUUCGCUUAUCAGAUGCAUUAUGUAACGACACCAAACCUACAAAAUCUAUUAAUUCAUCUGUAUCAGUUGACAAUAAUACGCCUCAUUCCAUUGAAAAUCAUUCGGAAUGCGAUAAAACAUUACAACAUAAUCAUACAUCAUCAAAUUCAUAUAUUGAUAUGAAGCAAUCAACAAACACAUCAGUAUAUCAGUUGCGUCAUCGUCGUGCCUCAUUACCUAAGCCAUUGAUAGAACCAAUAACUAAGCAAGAAACCAAAUCGCUAUCCACAUUUUCUGAUCAAAAGAAAUCAUUGAAAAAUCAAAUUAAAAAUACACUACCAACGCGAUCAAAUCCCAAACGGUCUUCAACCAUCAGCCUACCCUCGUAUGAAAAUCUUCAAAAAUUAGAGGCACAUGAACAAACGGUACAUCCGUAUAGAUGUCAUUAUCAAGGAUGUAGUUCGAGAUUUGAUAGGUUGGAUUAUGCCAAAAAACAUAUGCAAACACAUACAGAUAUAUUCCCAAGGGAAUGUGAGGUACCGGGAUGUGGUACGAUUUAUUUUACAAGAAAAUCAUAUCAAAGUCAUCUGAUGAAGCAUGGAAAAUUAGAAAGAAUGCGUUCACAAAUAGAGGUAGAAAAACCAAAUCGAUCUAAGAAUGUGAAUAAUCAGAAGAAAAAUUACGUGCGUGAAAAAAUUCCAAAUACUAAAGAAUUUAUAGCACGUAACAAAAAAGAUAAAGUAAGCGCGAACAAUAAAAAAAAUGGAGUACACGAAGAUAGUAAAAGACAUAAAGUAAAUAAGGAGAAUAAAAGAUGUAGAGUAAAUGUGGAUAAUGAAAGUUCAGAAGUAAGCGUAGAUAGAGUGGUGAUAGUGAUAACGGAUAUAAAUACAUAG